Pectinophora gossypiella (pink bollworm) is the source of this 2131-nucleotide messenger RNA. RefSeq lists its product as uncharacterized. The transcript has 6 exons. The coding region runs from base 376 to 975 and encodes 199 amino acids. The record is from RefSeq and is a predicted model, not a curated record. Lineage: Eukaryota; Metazoa; Arthropoda; Insecta; Lepidoptera; Gelechiidae.
GAGUGUUGCGCGCGCGCCGUUCUCUGCAGCUCAACCUCGUGCUGUUAUUGAUUUGACCGCCUUAUCGAUACCUUCCGCUGCGUUUAAUAUCCGCGCAAAAUUUCGUAAAGUAAUGAGAUGUCUUGCGGGUGCACGUGAUUAUUUGGAGAAUUGUAUAUCGUAAACAACACGUGAUGCGGUGGUAGGCAGCAGGCGCCGUCACUCGCAGACCGAGCGGCGCCGCCGCCGAUGGACCAGCCCCUGCCUCGGCGUGCAAUCAGAUAACGUGAUGUGACAACGAUACGUGUAGUGCUAGUGGAAUAGUUUUGUGAAAGUGUGCAGUGAGCGUGAGCGAACAGACGACAGCCGGCGCGGCCGGCGCCUCGCCCCGUCACCAUGUUGAACUGCACCGAUCUGGAGUGCAUCCUACACCACCACCACUACUACGCCCACCUGCAUCACAUACACCACUUGCAAAAUGCGCAGGACUCAGCUAUGUCGACCGAUGGGUCGACGACGGAUAUCAAUGGGUUGCUCAAUGAUACUGAAUCUGAUCUCACCAACCUAUCGCAUCUUGAUGCGCCGAAUGAUGCGAAUUACAUGAUAUGCGGUGUGGUGAUUGCCAUGGCCUUAGUCGGCCUCAUUAUUGUGCUCUUAGCACUAACUAUUAACAAGCUGCGCAAGCGGGAGGAACACUCUGCGUCGGUGCAUCCGGCCGAGGUGCUGCAGGCGCCAGCCGCGCAGCCCGCCGAGCCCGUCACCUUCCGCCAGCAGCCGCUGUGGCAGUUCCCGCCGCCGCUGCCCCCGCCUUACGUCUAUCCCCACGAUCAGGACAACUCAUUGCAGCCCAUCGGGAAUGAGCGUGCAAGUUUCCGCAGCCUUCGUAAGAACAUUGGCGGUCGCUGGAAGCGACUGGUGACGAAGAAGCCUGAACAGGAGGUGUACACCAUUCCACCCGAGCUCAAGCCUCAACUCAAGCAGAUAUACGUAUAUUAACCGCAGCUAGCGGGCGUUACAAGCAGCGAGAAGCAGGACACUUCAGCUGAUAGGCGAUGACAUCAAACACUUUGAAUGGCUGUAAACAAAUCCAUAUCUUCACUAGGAUAUUCAAAUUUGAUUCCAUAAAAUCCUGCACGGCUCAUUAGCCUAUAUCUUUGAACAUUAUCAUUUCGACCAAUUAAUUCUAAUGACCAAUAUAUCUUAUUUAACUUCGUUUCAGCGUGUGUGAUGUGGAGCCUAGAUUUGUAUUAUUAAGUAUUAGAACACUACCGUUUGUGAGUGUUAAUUCCGUUGCAGAAAUCUGAUUGUGUUGUAAGCAUGAGUGAUAGUCAAAUGAAUUUAGCUGUAUUAAUUUAAUGUUAUGAGUGAACUUAGGAAGAUGCGGUCGCGCAUACUAGUGACGAAAAUCCAAUAAUUGACUAAAAUGAUGAUGCCUUGUUAAGAGUAAUGACUAUUAGGGCAUUUUGUAGAUCAUUAACUUAUUCUAGACAUGGUCGUAUUCGUAAGUGAAAAUCGAUCAAAUAUUUUGUGAAGCUAUUAUACACAUUGUCAUGCAAUUCGUUUAUGUCUACGUGUAAUGAGAUAGUACGAGUUUUGUGCGUCUUAUUGUUUUAAUCAAGUAUUUUUAUAUUAUUCAAUUGUGUUGUGGGUGAGACUGAGAUAUGGUACAAUUUUAAUAAUGUAACGACACUUGCUGUUCAAAUCAAAAUGUUUCUAGAUGUUGUUGACUGUAGAUUUCAAUUUCAAACACAAGUUUCACAAUUAUGAAUGACCUAGUAGAAAGUAGUGUAAUAUUUAGAUUUUCGACCUGCCCCAAUUGUGAUAGUUCUAUGGAAGAUGUCAUAUCAUUACUAAUAUCAUCAGUAAACGAAAAUGCCUUAAAAUUGUCAAUUACAACCUAUGAACGGGCUUUGGUCGAAAAUUUUAAUAGCUCAUAUUGAGCUUGAUAUUUUGGAGAAUUAGAAAUGUAGCUAAUAAAUAAAAAUCCAGCCAUGAUUAUUUUUUUUUUCGUUAAAGUCUAAUUGUUGCAGUAAAAUGAUACCAUGUUAUAGCAAAAUGUAAUUUCGACACUGUGAGAAGUUACUUUGUUUAGGAAAUGUAAUCUUUCAUUGAAAUAAUGAAGAAUAAAUAAAUUCCAUCAUGAUUAAAAUUA